UCAAGUUAUAGAGUACAAAGGUGUGUCAUUUGGCUUGUUAACGUCACGAACUUGAUAAUUCCAAACUCUACUGAUAAGGGGGCACUCUUCUCUCCAGAAUAUAUUAUAUCGCCAUGAACGGCCUUCUGAUUCUCUCCUGUCUUGUCGGCUCCAUUGCCGCCCAGUUGUCGGUACCUUCAACAUGCCAGAAAAUGUGUACCGCCCAGUACUCGCCGGUCUGUGGAACCAACCACAUUACCUACUCUAACAUAUGCAAGCUACAGAUCGCGCAAUGUGAGUACAAACUGCACCACCGCUUCCUUGGAUUGUCCCACACAGGAACCUGCUCCUCUUCCGGUGGCACCGUGUCGGUACCGGACCACUACGACUGCAGGAAUCCGGAACCUUGUGACGAGGAAGAGACGACCGGAGAGGUCUGCGGAUCUGACGGAGUGACUUACAAGAGCCAAUGUUUGUUGGAGCAGGCGGCCUGUGGUUUAGCUUCCGCCGGAGAUCACAUGACCAAAUCUCACAAUGGCGCUUGCACCGCAAUGGAAACCAGCCACGAAUGUCCCACCAAAUGCGACACCACUGUGGAUCCAGUGUGUAGCAACGCCAACGUCACAUACAAGAACCCAUGUAUCUUGAAGCAGACUUACUGUCGAUUUUUGAAAUACAAUAACCCCACAUACUUAGAGAGGUACGAAGUUAAUCACGCAGGAACCUGUGAUGGAUCGGACCCAACCAAGACCGUUGCAGUUGAUUGCAACCAGUACAAGCCCCACCUUGGAUCUGUCGCCAUUGAGGGCUCCACCAGCACCUACUCUUGUCCCCACAUUGACUCGCACACCAGGUCCGACUACGUGUGUGGAUCUGACGGACACACCUAUUACUCUGAGUGCUACUACUGCCAACACUUGGCGCGUGUGAGCAAAAAUGGCGACACCUCAGGAGCGUCCAUUCUUAUGCAGGGAGUCUGUCCUCGUUACCUUACUCAGCACGUUAUCGGAUAAAGUUAUUAUAUCUAUUGUAUAUGAAUUAAACCGACAACUUUUCUAUGAAA
Molecule: messenger RNA, 1042 nt
Organism: Magallana angulata
Lineage: Eukaryota; Metazoa; Mollusca; Bivalvia; Ostreida; Ostreidae
Product: serine protease inhibitor dipetalogastin-like
Exons: 7
Coding region: 114-992 (292 amino acids)
Molecular function (GO): protein binding
Source: RefSeq, a predicted model, not a curated record